UCUACAGCCACUCCAAAUGAAAAAAAAACUCAGUGCGCGGAACACAAUCAAAUGGGUUAUGUCACUAAUUAGUUAAGUAGCAUGUAAUAAAAUUGUAAUUAAAAAAAAAAGGUAAUUAUAAAGAGAAUACCAAAGUGACAAUGUACACAUUCGAUGCGCAGCAUAUCUUUGGAAAAAUAUUUAGCCGUUGUACAGCUAUAACAUUGCCAAAAAUUAAUUUAUCGCGGUCUCAAAAGAUACUGAUAAUAUGCUUGACGGGAGGGACGCUGCUGCUAGGAAGCCUAGCUAAAUAUUUGAAACGGCGGCGGCGACCGCCUUACCCUCAUAUUCGCCGGCCGACUAUUCGACCGCGAUUUAUAAACUCCAAAGGAUCUAAUUUCGAUGCUGUUUCUCAAGUGUCAUGGGCUAAAAGAAGUGAAGCUAGUACGAGAAGUCAUAUAAGCGAUCGGGCAUCUCUUGUUUCGUCGAUUCCAGGAGGUCCGGAGGGUGAUGUUAAAUUAACUCCACAACAGUAUGGCGUUCUUGGAUUGGAAGCGCUGGAGAAGGCUCUAUAUUGUUGGGAGGACGCUCUCACGGCAUUUAGUUGCACCCUUGGAAAUAAUGCGCUUGCAUUGCCUUCAAAAGCCGACGCGGCUUUUACACACGAUGUCCAGGAACUUCUCGAUCUGGGAUACCAAAUGCAGAGCACCGCUGAGCUACUGUUCAUUGACCAGCACUCGGUACUCUUUUGCAACGAAGAUGAAGGAAGUGAAGCGAGUAACCGGCGUGCGUCAACCGCACGUUCAUAUGGACGGGAAAAAGAUAAAGCGGAAGCCGCAUCGUCUCCAGAGUCCUUUGCGUCUGCUAAAGAUGGGGUAGCGGACCUCAGAGAAUUCGAGGAGUUCUUCGAAUUUUUCCCACACUUAGAGCAACAAAAAUUGUAUCACGCCGCGUUGAAGGAGCACGAGGACAAAGGCAUUCAGUGCAGGCGGCUUCACACGGAGUUAGUCAAGUGCGGCUCGGAUGUCGAGUACGUGGCUAAGGUUCACUGUUUACGUCAGGCAUACUCCAGACUCUUUACUUUGCCUGGAGCCGCGACCUGGAUUGCAGACAUUGGCCGUCAGGUCAUCAGCGACUUGAUUGUCUACGCCGAUAGGGAUCCUGAAGAGUAUUUAGUACACUAUGAGAAUAUGCUUGAAUUUUUGGGCGACCCAAGCAAUCACAAAAUCAUGCAUGAAGAAUUAAAUGCUCGAGGUGUCAAAUGUAUCAAUUUUUACGACAUUGUAAUUGACUUUAUUCUUUUGGACUCUUUUGAUGAAGUCGACAAACCACCGUCUUCUAUCAAGGCUAUUUUACAAAACCGAUGGAUUUCUGCAAGCUUCAGAAAAACCGCGGUGGGUACUGCAGUGUGGUCAAUUUUGGCCAGCAAGCGCCAGAUGUUGAAAUACAACAAAGGAUUCCUAACACAUUUCUACUUUAUAUCGGAGCAAGUGUCUCCCGUGCUGGUUUGGGGCUUCUUAGGGCCAGAAGGUUCUCUACGCUCAACAUGUCAGUACUUCAGAGAUCAAGUUGUCGAGUUUCUCGUGGAUAUUUUUAAUUUUUUCAAAGUACGCUACACAAAUAUUGACGAUCUGGCAGAAGAUAUAUGGCGGGAGAUGCGAAUACGAGUGGAGAAUAUUAAUCAAAGACUAGCACUUGAAGGUUGUUGAUCAAUGAAUAUUAUUAUUUUGAAGAUUUAUAAAUAGUCUAUCUAUGAGGAAUCUCACAAGUAGGAUUUGUAAUUUAAUAUUAAUAACGCAGUACUGCCAUUUGGUAUCCGUAUUUUACGAGAGAUUUAUAGGAUAGUAUAUUAUUAAUUUAUAUUUAAUUGCGCAGCUGUAAAUGUUUCAAUAAUUUUUAUUUAUUUGACACUCACUUUACUACUUUUAUUAAGUACAAGAUUUUAUGUGCUCAGUAAUUUAAGCAUUUAUCUUCGGUAUUAUACACAAAUGUUUACAAAUUUGUAUAUAUCCAUGUACAGUUUAGGAAAUUAUUUUUCGUUUUUAUAAAUAUAUAUCACAAGGUGUAUAUAACAAUUA
Cotesia glomerata is the source of this 2057-nucleotide messenger RNA. It is a transcript of the gene Miga, whose product is annotated as mitoguardin. The record is from RefSeq and is a predicted model, not a curated record. The transcript is spliced from 9 exons. Bases 141 to 1688 code for a protein of 515 amino acids. Gene Ontology annotation, biological process: mitochondrial fusion. Lineage: Eukaryota; Metazoa; Arthropoda; Insecta; Hymenoptera; Braconidae.